This is a messenger RNA of Rattus norvegicus (Norway rat), 141 nucleotides long. NCBI's taxonomy places the organism in Eukaryota, Metazoa, Chordata, Mammalia, Rodentia, Muridae. The record is from RefSeq and is a predicted model, not a curated record.
AUGUGUUACUAUGGCAGCUACUAUGGUAGCCUAGGCUGUGGCUAUGGUGGCCUAGGCUGUGGCUAUGGCUGUGGCUAUGGCUGUGGCUAUGGUGGCUAUGGUUAUGGCUGCUGCCGCCCCCUGUGCUAUAGAAGGUACUGA